Messenger RNA from Nicotiana attenuata, 2396 nucleotides. Its product is annotated as PAN domain-containing protein At5g03700-like. Gene Ontology annotation, biological process: recognition of pollen. NCBI's taxonomy places the organism in Eukaryota, Viridiplantae, Streptophyta, Magnoliopsida, Solanales, Solanaceae. The record is from RefSeq and is a predicted model, not a curated record.
GGAUUAUUUUGACAUUGAAAUACCACAAAUCCCCCUUCACCCACAAGUAGAUGUCAGUCACUAUUUCAAAAAAUUUAUAACUUAAUCGCGCCGAGGAUCUAUCGGAAACAAUCUUUCUACUUUUUCGGAUAGGGAUAAAGUCUCCGUACACACUAUCUUCCCAGACCCUGCUAUUGAAAUUUCACUUGGUUGUUGUUGUUUUCUUGUAGAUUUACACGGGGCGGAGCCAGAGUGUCCGAUGCGAGUUCGGCUGAACCCAAUAAUUUUGUUCAAACCUUGUAUUUGUAUGAAAAAAUUCAUUAAAUAUGUACAAUUUAUUAAUGUAGAACCCAGUAACUUAAUAGGAUUAGAAUCCCGAACCCACAAACUUAAAAUCCUGGCUCCGCCUCUGGAUUUACAUAGAGGCGGAACUAAGAUUUAAAGUUUAUAUGUUCAAAAUUAUAGUCCUUCUAAAUUAUCGGGUUUUAAAUUAAUAAUUUGUAUACCGUUCAAUAAAUUUCUUAAGACAAAAAUAAUAUUGAACUAAAGUUAUUAAGUUUGGUAUAACCCGCAAUCAAAAGGCUAGUUCGCCCUGGAUCUACAUUUAUUUUAAUUCCUAUGGUGUACCAAUAUUUAAACAUUAUAUCUCUCCUAUCAAUAAAUAUAUUACAAAAAUAAUUCUCUUACAAACCAUGCACUAUAUUUAUAUACAAAACAUUAUAUAUUCAUUUUCUUUUCUUCGAGAUCUUCAUGAUCUUUCACAAAAAAUAUUAGAUCUUUAUUCAUUUGGUCUUAUACUUACCCAAUCAUAAUAUAUACCAUAGGCUAGCUUUUGCUCUUAUUUAUACCCUCGUCUUUAUACCAAACAAAAACGCAAAUUUUCUGAUAUUUUGUUCAUGCAAAAAAUUUCAUGGAAAUAGUUAACUCAGUAACUCGUUUGAAGGUAACUCAUAUUUUCUUGAUUUCCAUUUUUUUCACAAAUUUUUACUGGUUUAAUAUUGGAGCUGAAUCUCCCAAAGAGCUUUUCAAAGGAUUUAAAGCAACCCCAGAUUCUCAUAUUUCAAAUUUUCAACCUCUACUUACUGAUUCUACUGGUAAUUACUCACUGAGUUUUCUCCGAGUUGAAAAAGAUCAACUCACUCUUUCUAUUAUUCAUGUUCCAUCUUCUGAGUCAAUAUGGGUUGCUAACUUGACCCGUUUAGCAAGAUGGGCUGACUCGACUGAGUUGUUCUUCAAUGGCAGUCUUGUGUUGUCGGAUUCUCGUUUAGGGGUAUUUUGGUCUACUCAUACUAAUGGACACCGUGUUUGGCUUUCAAAUACAUCAAAUUUGCAAGUUCAAAAGGUUGAUAGUGGAAUGAGGUUAAGUUCUGUUUUGUGGCAAAGUUUUGAUUUUCCCUCAGAUACCCUUGUGGAAAAUCAAAAUUUUACAAGUAAAAUGACUUUGGUUUCGUCCAAUGGGCUUUAUUCCAUGAGUUUGGGCUUUGAUUUUUUCGGGUUGUAUGCAAAAUUCAAGAACGAAUCGGGUCCGGGUCCGGGUCGGAUCUAUUGGAAGCACAAGGCAUUAGAAGCUAAAGCAGAUGUUAUUGAAGGUCAAGGACCAAUUUAUGCUGUAUUAAAGUCAGAUGGUUUUUUUGGUAUGUACCAAAAUGAGUCAGUUCCUGUUGAUGUAGAAUCUUUUAACAGUUUUCAACAACCCGUAUCCGGUGUUCGUCGGAUCCGGGUCGAACCGGAUGGGAAUUUGAAAGGAUAUUUUUGGGCCGGGUCAAGUUGGAUAUUGGACUACCAAGCAAUAAAGGAGACAUGUGAAUUGCCUAAUCCUUGUGGUAUAUAUGGACUUUGUCGACCGGGCAAAGGUUGUUCUUGUCUAGACAAUAGCACGGAUUACAACUCCGGCAAGUGUGUCUCGCCGGAAAAUCAAGAUUCCGGCGACUUUUGUGGGGUUUAUGAUCAUAAAAAGUACAAGGGCUUUUCAAGAAAUGGUGUUGAAUUGCCUAACAAGGAGUUAAUGACUUACCAAAAAAUGGCUUCUUUUCAAGAAUGUCAAAGUACAUGUGAAGGAAAUUGUACAUGUUGGGGUGUGGUGUAUACUAAUACAUCUGGAUUUUGCUACAUACUAGACUACCCCAUACAAAGUUUAGUAGGAGUAGGGGAUGAAACCAAAAUGGGGUUUUUCAAAGUGAGGGAAGGUGUUGGGAAAGAUAAGGUGGAGGUGGGGUUAGGGAUAGGGAUAGGGUUAUUAUGUGGGGCCAUCUUGGUAUUUGGUGGGGUCAUAGGGUUAGGGUUGUAUAGAUAUAGGAAAGAAAAGAGGAGUGAGUGGGUAUGUAGAGAAGAUGGAAUGGUAGUUGGACCAUAUAAGGAAAUGGGAAAUGCAAGUUUUAGGUCAAUUGAACUAAGUGAAAGAUGAGGUAAGGGAUGAC